GGGAGGCGUCGCCCGCCGGUGUCGGAGCGGCUUCCUGGGCGCAGUGGGCGCGGGCUGCGCGGGCGCGGAAAAGCGCGAAGCGUCGGGACAGCUCACCUGGGGUGGCCCGGGCGUGCGGGCGGCUACAUGGAGGACGGCGUGCUCAAGGAGGGUUUCCUGGUGAAGAGGGGCCACAUUGUCCACAACUGGAAGGUGCGAUGGUUCAUCCUUCGGCAGAACACGCUGCUGUACUACAAGCUUGAGGGGGGUCGGAGAGUGGCCCCUCCCAAGGGCCGGAUCCUCCUGGAUGGCUGCACCAUCACCUGCCCCUGCCUGGAUUAUGAAAACCGUCCGCUCCUCAUUAAGCUGAAGACCAGGACUUCCACAGAGUACUUCCUGGAGGCCUGUUCUCGAGAGGAGAGGGACGCAUGGGCCUUCGAGAUAACAGGGGCCAUCCAUGCAGGGCAGCCCGGGAAGGUCCAGCAGCUCCACAUAUUAAAAAACUCCUUCAAGCUGCCCCCUCACAUCAGCCUGCACCGCAUCGUGGACAAGAUGCACGAUAGCAGCAGCGGGAUUCGGCCAAGCCCCAACAUGGAGCAGGGAAGCACCUACAAAAAGACCUUCCUGGGCUCCUCCCUGGUGGACUGGCUCAUCUCCAGCAGCUUCGCGGCCAGCCGUCUGGAGGCGGUGACGCUGGCCUCUGUGCUCAUGGAGGAGAACUUCCUCAGGCCUGUGGGUGUCCGGAGCAUGGGAGCCAUUCGCUCCGGUGACCUGUCUGAGCAGUUCCUGGACGACUCCACAGCCCUGUACACUUUUGCUGAGAGCUACAGGAAGAAGCCAAGCCCCAAGGAAGAAAUCAGUCUGAGCACCGUGGAGUUAAGCGGCUUGGUGGUCAAGCAAGGCUUUCUGUCCAAGCAGGGUCACAAGAGGAAAAACUGGAAGGUGCGACGCUUUGUUCUGAGGAGGGACCCCGCUUUCCUGCAUUACUACGACCCAGCCAAAGAAGAGAACAGGCCAGUGGGUGGGUUUUCUCUUCGUGGUUCACUGGUGUCUGCUCUGGAGGACAACGGCGUUCCCACUGGGGUUAAAGGGAAUGUCCAAGGAAAUCUCUUCAAAGUGAUCACUAAGGAUGACAUACGUUAUUAUAUCCAGGCCAGCAGCAAGGCUGAACGAGCAGAGUGGAUUGAAGCUAUCAAAAAACUGACAUGACAAGACACUUCGGGAGCAGGACCAGGAUUCCUUCCUCCUACCAGAUGGUAGACAGGAUUUCCUGAGAAUGGAGUGUGUAAAGACUUU
This is a messenger RNA of Urocitellus parryii (Arctic ground squirrel), 1275 nucleotides long. Lineage: Eukaryota; Metazoa; Chordata; Mammalia; Rodentia; Sciuridae. The record is from RefSeq and is a predicted model, not a curated record.